AUGUCUGCCUUCGCAUCCCCAGACGAUGCUGAUACACACGACUACUCCUAUGCCUCCCCCGACCCCACGACUACCACCCCUCCUAUGCCGCAAGAAAUGACCCCCCGCGAAACAUCACACGGCGCCAGCCGUGCCAAUCCACUUCUGGGAGAUGACAAUCCCCUCGUCUCAGAGCUAGAGCAGGAAGUACUAGACGAGUACUCUCGCUUACUACGAAACGUGAACCAGCUUUCCGAGAAGAUCUCUGACCUCGCCGGUUCCCCCGCCUCAAUGACAUUAGAUGGCCUCCGACUGCUAGAACGAAAGACUGCGACCGUGUGCACGUUGCUUAAGGCUAGUGUUUACAGUAUUGUCUUGCAGCAACAAAUCUACAAUGAGAGUGAGGAACAGCAGCAGCAGCAACCGCAGAAUGACGGGGAGACACAAUUCGAGGAUCAGGAUUAUCAUGGCGGGGGCUAUGAGGGGGAUACGACAUUCCAGUGA
Messenger RNA from Penicillium angulare, 483 nucleotides. Its product is annotated as DASH complex subunit DAD3 family protein. The transcript has 2 exons. Gene Ontology annotation, biological process: attachment of spindle microtubules to kinetochore. Gene Ontology annotation, cellular component: mitotic spindle; DASH complex. The record is from RefSeq and is a predicted model, not a curated record. The coding region runs from base 1 to 483 and encodes 160 amino acids. Lineage: Eukaryota; Fungi; Ascomycota; Eurotiomycetes; Eurotiales; Aspergillaceae.